This is a messenger RNA of Vollenhovia emeryi, 1950 nucleotides long. Its product is annotated as probable methylmalonate-semialdehyde dehydrogenase [acylating], mitochondrial. The transcript has 8 exons. The record is from RefSeq and is a predicted model, not a curated record. Gene Ontology annotation, biological process: thymine catabolic process; L-valine catabolic process. NCBI's taxonomy places the organism in Eukaryota, Metazoa, Arthropoda, Insecta, Hymenoptera, Formicidae. Gene Ontology annotation, cellular component: mitochondrion. Bases 66 to 1625 code for a protein of 519 amino acids. Gene Ontology annotation, molecular function: malonate-semialdehyde dehydrogenase (acetylating, [NAD(P)+]) activity; methylmalonate-semialdehyde dehydrogenase (acylating, NAD+) activity.
AGGUCAUUUUUUCCACACGAAUCAUUCAGUUCCAAGUCGCUCUGUCGAACGUGUUCACUGAAAGCAUGGCGCUCCUCGCGAGAAUCGCUAAGUGUGAGACACGCUUUACCAGAUCCUAUAGCAAUGCUGCCCCGACGGUUAAAAUGUACAUCGACGGGCACUUCACAGAAUCAAAAGCUACAGAGUUCAUUGAUGUCCACAAUCCGGCGACAAAUCAAGUGCUGUGCCGCGUUCCAAAAUGCACGAGGGACGAGAUGGAGAGUGCGGUGCAGAGCGCUCAGAAGGCAUACGAGAAGUGGCGGUAUACAAGUGUCCUAACGAGACAAAAUUUGAUGCUAAAAUAUCAGGCUCUCGUGCGCGAACACUCGAAAGAUAUUAUAGAGUGUAUUGUGAAAGAAAAUGGAAAGACUACGGCUGACGCGGAGGGAGAUGUGCUUCGAGGUCUACAGGUCGUCGAUUCGUGCGCGGCGAUCCCGUUGAUGCAAAUGGGCGAAUCCAUGACCAACAUCGCCACGGACAUGGACAUCGUCUCGUAUAAAGUACCCCUCGGUAUUACCGCGUCCAUUUGCCCCUUCAACUUUCCCGCUAUGAUACCGCUUUGGUCGUUUCCGCUAUCGGUCGCAUGCGGGAACGCCGUUAUCCUGAAGCCGUCGGAACGGGUACCAGGUGCGGCCAUGAUACUCGUUGAUCUCUUCACGAAAGCCGGUGCACCAGCUGGCCUUGUAAAUGUGAUACACGGCCACCGUGCAACAGUAGACUUCAUCUGCGAACAUCCUCGCAUCAAGGCUAUCUCGUUCAUCGGUUCUGAUCAGGCGGGCAAGUAUAUUUACAAGCAGGGCAACGCGCAUGGCAAAAGGGUACAGUGCAAUUUGGGCGCUAAAAAUCAUUGCGUCAUUCUGCCAGACGCAAAUAAGAACAAAACGUUGUCGCAAAUCGCCGGGGCGGCUUUCGGCGCCUCCGGGCAGCGAUGCAUGGCGCUCUCGGUGGCUAUUUUCGUAGGCAAAGCCAAGGAAUGGGUACCCGAGCUAGUAGAAGCGGCGAAGAGGUUGAAGGUAAACGCCGGUCACGUGCCCGGCACCGAUGUAGGACCUGUUAUAUCGCCGCAGUCGAAGCAGAGGAUCAAAGAGCUGAUCGACUCCGGUGUUAAAGAAGGCGCGCAUUUAGCCCUUGACGGGAGAGAGCUCGUUGUGCCCGGCUACGAAAGCGGGAAUUUUAUUGGACCCUCAGUGUUAACUAACGUCAAGCCUACAAUGAAGUGUUACACGGAAGAAAUAUUCGGGCCCGUUUUAACGUGCAUGUUCGUUGACACUACCGACGAAGCCAUCGACAUCAUCAAUAAAAGCACUUACGGCAAUGGCACGGCACUUUUCACGACAAACGGAGCGUCAGCCAGGGCAUUCAUAAACAGAAUCGACGUCGGCCAAGUUGGCAUUAAUGUACCCAUACCUGUCCCUGUACCGAUGUUCAGUUUCACCGGUAACAAGGGUUCUUUCCUCGGGGACAUAAACUUUUACGGGAAACACGGGGUGAAUUUCCACAUGCAAAUUAAGACCAUAACACAGUUGUGGAGAUCCAGUGACGCUACCGACAUCGCGUCGUCGACGUCGAUGCCUAUUAUGGAGUGAAGCUACAAUUACAUGUGAUUUUACGACACACGAAAGGUUGCCUGAGCUUCGCUACGUUCUUCGUGCGUAAGAACGUAUACAACUUAAUUCUGCGAUUUAAAACUGCGAUCGCGCAGUUUCAAACAAUGUCUUCCAUUGUUGCGUACAAAUCUGUAAAUGUUGAGCAUAUUUUUAUAACCUAGAUAGACUACAUCUAUUUUUUUUAUACAACAAUAAAGUGUAGUCCAAACGUCGAUUCUACAUUUAUGCCCUAAAAAAUACAAGUUUGAUUGCUACAGAAGGCUAUAUAUAAUACAAAAUUAAAUAAAGAAUUCAUACUGCUACA